UCUCUUAUCCAUGUUUGCCUAAAACCGGUACCACGUCGAGUUUCACGAAGCACAAACCCCAAAAAAGCCGGAAUCUUUUGGUUAUUUCCAACAUGACAGGUUCAGAUAGAGGGGGUAGUAGUUUCUAACUGAUCCUGGUCCAUGUUACUUUGGGUUUGUGCUCCGAGAACACACUCAAUUUAGCGUUACCAGCCGAACGGUAGUGGAAGGAAGCGCAACAACACUUAUUCGUUGAUAGAGUUUGUUUCUUUACAUGUGUUUAUUAUUUUUAGAGCUGUUUGGGGUUAUUUCUUUUCUGUAAUAUCUCAUAUGGCCGCUAAUCCUCCAGGACAAGCUGUUCCAAACAACGCACGCGUAGCAAUCUUGGCAGAGCUGGAAAGAGAAAGGAGGCGGCUGAUCCAGAGUCAGUCCAUGAACACACCUGGAGCCAGCAUCUCUUUGUCCAGACCCAGUGUGAAGGACUUUAGGGACAAUGCAGAGCAGCAGCACAUCGCAGCUCAGCAGAAAGCUGCUUUACAGCACGCGCAUGCACAUUCAUCCGGUUUCUUUAUCACUCAAGACUCAUCUUUCGGGAACCUAAUCCUCCCUGUUAUUCCACGCCUGGUGCCUGGUUCAUGACCUUUGACCUCCCUGAUCUGUCAUGCAGGACUCUAUAAUGCAACAGUUGGGUUUUUGAAAAACACAUCAAAUGUUUAAGAUUUUGUUUUUUAGUUCUUGAUGGAUUCACUGAAACGUGCUGCUUUGUAAACGAUCUCAGCGGCAAACAAUCCAGCUCCUGACUGCAGAAAAUCUUUUGCAAAGACUCAGCUGUCAAAAAUUCAUGAACGUUUACCACAGGCUGCAAAAAAAAAAA
Molecule: messenger RNA, 853 nt
Organism: Oryzias latipes (Japanese medaka)
Lineage: Eukaryota; Metazoa; Chordata; Actinopteri; Beloniformes; Adrianichthyidae
Gene: inip
Product: ints3 and nabp interacting protein
Biological process (GO): DNA repair
Cellular component (GO): nucleus; SOSS complex; nucleoplasm
Source: RefSeq, a predicted model, not a curated record